Messenger RNA from Fusarium redolens, 177 nucleotides. RefSeq lists its product as uncharacterized. Bases 1 to 177 code for a protein of 58 amino acids. The record is from RefSeq and is a predicted model, not a curated record. NCBI's taxonomy places the organism in Eukaryota, Fungi, Ascomycota, Sordariomycetes, Hypocreales, Nectriaceae. The transcript has 2 exons.
AUGCAACACCCCAUCACCGGACGAUGCACUGCGGCCACGGCCAUCACUUCCAUCCAUGAUAAGGGGGCUGAUAACAAGCCUAAGCCGACCUUCUUCUUCGUCACUCGCACUGCGAAGCUCCUAUUCUCCGCUGUUUCCACGAUCUUCACCCCUCUACCCUGGGCGUGCCGAGCUUGA